GAAACAAACCCAACCAUUGACCUCCCUCUGCAGCUUCGAGUAUCAAGAUGUUUUCGAUUGCUGCGAUCAAUGAUACGGAGUCCACAGAAAAGUGGGAACCUUUAGCUCCUAGCAAAGAAGCUCAGGAGUUUCAUCUGUCACAAACAUAUCAUGAUGGUCUUCUCAAGCUGCAAGCUAAAGACUAUGAAAAGGCUCGGGAGCUGCUUGAAUCUAUCCUGAAGGAUCCUAUUAUAGCUAACUCCAAAGUGGAGACUAUUGCAAACGACAAUCAUCUCCAUCAUCUCAGAUUUUUGGCUCUGAAGAAUCUUGCCACUGUAUUUCUUGAGCUUGGUUCAAGUCAUUACGAGAAUGCUCUAAACUGUUAUCUUCAAGCUAUAGACUUAGACGCAAAAGAUUCUGUCCUGUGGAACCAUCUUGGAACCCUAUCAUGUUCUAUGGGAUUACUGAGUAUUUCACGAUGGGCAUUUGAACAGGGACUUCUCUGCAGCCCCAAUAAUUGGAACUGCAUGGAGAAACUUCUAGAAGUUCUCAUUGCCAUAGGUGAUGAAGUUUCCUGUCUCUCAGUUGCAAAUCUGAUUUUAAGGCAUUGGCCAUCACAUUCUCGUGCUUUGCAUGUUAAACAUUGUAUUGAAGAAACAGAUUCAGCUCCUUUUGUGCCCAAGGGUAUAGAUAAACUUGAACCUCAGCACGUCCGGCUCAAAUUUCUUGGCAAAAGAAAGGUGUCUGACAUGAAUCAGGACAUGGAUGCUGCCUCCAAGAAGUUGAAAAAAAGAGUGCAAGUUAAACUUCCUGAAGCUUCAUGGGUGGCACUGAUAAAUAUUCUAAUUGGGAUAGUGCAUCCUUCGCGUGAAACUGUGGGCAUAUCAGCUGAUAUACCAAUAACCAUUGAACUAGCCCUUAGUACUGAAGCUGUUAUGCAAGGUCUGAAAAAGAAGGAUCAUUGUGUGGAUUCAGAUUCAAGUAAUGUGUCUGUUAAGGAUUGUAACAUCGAAAGAGAAAGUGGUGGUUCUGUAAAAGAAAAAGAGCCUGUGUUUUCUGAAGAACACCCCCAAGAGAGGCGGAGUACUCGUCUUGAACGGCUUCGGAACCAGAAACCUGAGAAGGAAGAGUUAGAAUUUGAUAAUAGCAAGGAUCCUAGCAGUGACACCCUUCAAUAUCUUGAGAAAUUUGUCCUUACGAGGGGAUUCAACAGAGUGUCUGCUGGUUCUUCCUGCCUUGAGGAAUCUGAUCCAAUUUCUGAACACGCUGUCGUUUCUAAUUUUGUGAAGGAAAAUUCAGAAAAUUAUGGUGCGUAUCAUAUGGGUCACUUGCUUCUAGAAUAUAUUGCUAGUAAAUGUGAACAUAUAUUGAGUCGUGAUGCUGCCUUGAAAAUUUUGGAGUUAGAAAAGCUAACAAGACAUUGGGGCCGAGAUCGGAAACCUGAAUGCAGUCUUUUUCUCGCCGAGCUGUACCAUGACUUUGACUCUAAAGGUUCAGAUAUUCCUGAUGGCCGAUCAUGCAUGGUUGAAAUAACAUACCAUCUCUCUAAGAUAAUUGAAUCUGUCUCCCUUGAUUAUGCUAUCGACUUUACGCCUAGUUCUUGGGGGGAAAGAUUUUCUGACUCCUCAUUCAAGGCUGCUAAAGAGGUGUUAGAUUAUGAUAAAAGAUCUUUCUGGGCUCGAUAUUUCUGGCUGAGUGCACGGUUAUCAAUUUUGGAGGAUAAUAAAGCUAAAGCACUUGAAGAAUUUCUUAGAUGUUUGUCAUUGUUGGACAAGGAAGGUAUCGGAGAAGCUCCUGUCUUAAUUCAGCUACCUCAUUGCAGAAGAAUUCGAGAGCUGAACAUUAAUAGAAUCAUUCAUGAAAUUAAUCUGCUUAAGACUGAUUUCUUGUUGGAAAAUACCAUACCUGAGAUGAUGGAGAAAGAAUUUUAUUCGGAGUGUGUAAAUUUACUGGCACCUCUUUUAUUUCCAAAUAAAGACAUGUUGCCUGCAUACGCUGUAAAAACGGAAGACGGGAUCUCCUCUGUUGAGUUAUCAGCACUUGACGUUUUAAUAAAAGCCUGCCAGAAGAGUAAGCCUAUAGAUGUGGAGGUUUAUAUGAACUGUCAUAGAAGAAAGUUGCAAGUUCUCUUGGAAUCAACUGGUACGGGAGAAUCUGUUGUGACACCUAAAAAGCCGGAUAAAAAUUCAAGUGAGAGUUGGGAUCACUUGGUGGCGGAGGAAGUCAAGGCAAUUCUUCUCUGUAUCUCUCAAGUGAAGAACUCCCUUGACCAGUCAGGAAACUCUAAUGACAUGGUUGCCCCAAAAUAUUGUGUAGCUGGUAUACAAGCUCUGCUUUUGAGAGUUAUGUCAAAUAUCGUGAGGCAUUUUCUUUCUAAGAGAUAUUCAGAUUCUCAAAAUGCUGAUGGGAUUGAAGAAGAGAAGAAGUUUUGCUUUCUCGAUGCAGCUAUUGGAUUCUGUAAACUUCAACACCUUGAUGCUACCAUGUCUACCAAAUACCAAGUUGAGUUGAUCAUAGGUCUCCAUGAUUUGCUUGCUGAAUAUGGGCUCUGCUGUGCUGGUAAAAAUUGUUCGGGGGAGGAAGGAGCUUUUCUUAGAUUUGCGAUUAAGCAUUUAUUGGCUGUGGACAUGAAAGUCAAAUCCAGUAUUAACUCCCCAGAUGGUCUUGGACAUGAUAUGGCACUGCCUGACAAAUUAUGCAGAAAUGAAAUAAAAUCAUUUCUCACAGAGGUGCAUAUUAAGAAUAACGAAACCAACAAAACUGAUUCUAAGAAGGAUGGUUCUGAAGAACAAGUUGGUUAUAGGGAAAAAGAACAGUCAGAACAAGAAAGCAAACAGAUUACAGAACACACAGAAGUGGUUGCGGAAGAAGAAAAAGAUGAACUUGAGUUGUUAAUCAACAACGCUUUAGAUCAAUGUUUCUUUUGCCUUUAUGGUCUAAAUCUUAGAGUCGAUGGUUCCUACGAAGAUGAGCUCGCUGUGCACAAAAACACUAGCCGGGGAGAUUAUCAGACCAAGGAACAAUGUGUUGAUGUCUUCCAGUACAUACUACCCUAUGCCAAAGCUUCUUCUAGAACUGGACUAGUUAAACUCCGAAGAGUCUUGAGAGCAAUAAAAAAGCAUUUUGCACAACCAUCAGAUGAUCUCCUAAUUGGCAAUGUGAUAGAGAAAUUCUUAGAUGACCCUGAUUUAUGUGAAGACAAACUCUCAUAUGAGGCUGGUUCUGAAGGUUUCCUUGAAACCAUAACUAAAUGUCUAAUUCCCAGCAGAACUCUCAGUGAGUACAAGAUAUCACUGCUUCACAGUUCCGACCCCUAUCUGGAUGUCUACCGCAACUUGUAUUAUUUCUUAGCUCAGUCUGAAGAAGUUAGUGCUAGUGAUAAAUGGCCCGGCUUUGUUCUGACGAAGGAAGGAGAAGAGUUUGUACAGCAGAAUACAAAUCUGUUCAAAUAUGAUCUGAUCUAUAAUCCUCUGCGCUUUGAGAGUUGGGAAAAGCUUGGCAAUAUAUACGACGAGGCAAGUUCUUUCAUUCUUUCAUUCGUUCUUGUUGUUACUGUUAUUCUGAAAUUUUACCUUCCAAUAGCAGAAGUCGAUUUGUUGCUAAAUGAUGGGAGUAAGCACAUAAAUGUUGUAGGAUGGAGGAAAAAUUCCGCUCUUUCGCAAAGAGUUGAGACAAGCAGAAGAAGAAGCAGACGUUGCCUGCUAAUGAGUUUGGCAUUGGCAAAAUCACCAGAUCAACAGUCUGAGAUACAUGAGUUUUUGGCGCUGGUAUACUAUGACAGUCUUCAGAGUGUUGUGCCGAUUUAUGAUCAGCGGUCUGUGCUACCCUCCAAGGAUGCAACAUGGACAAGAUUUUGUGAGAACUCAAUGAAGCAUUUCAACAAAGCCUUUGCACAUCGACAAGAUUGGUCACAUGCAUUCUACAUGGGAAAAAUCAGUGAGAAGCUUGGGCACUCAUAUGAAAUUUCUUUAUCCUAUUAUAAGCAAGCCAUGACAUUAAAUCCGUCAGCCGUAGAUCCUGUGUAUAGAAUGCAUGCUUCUCGUUUGAAGCUGCUAAAUGCAUGUGGGAAACAGAACUUAGAAGCCUUAAAGGUCCUCGCCUCUUAUUGCUUUGAUGAAUCUAUAAAGGAUACUGCUAUGACAAUCAUUGGUACAACGACUUUUGGAUCCUCUCGUACACUGGAAGAAGCUCAAGAUGGAAACUUGGAAGCAUAUUAUGCUAAAACUGGAGAGGGAUCAAUUCAGAUGGAAGGGGUAUGGCAUAUGCUCUACAACGACAGCCUUUCUGCACUGGGAAUUUGUGUUGAAGGAGAUCUUAAACACUUUCAUAAGGCGAGAUACAUGCUUGCCCAAGGACUGUACAGAAGGGGUGGGAGCAGUGAUCUGCAAAGAGCAAAAGAAGAACUUUCUUUUUGUUUCAAAUCAUCCCGGUCAAGUUUUACGAUCAAUAUGUGGGAGAUUGAUGGCAUGGUUAAGAAGGGAAGGCGGAAAACUCCAGGUUUGGCUGGGAACAAGAAGGCUCUUGAAGUUAACCUGCCAGAAAGUUCACGGAAAUUCAUUACCUGCAUUCGCAAAUACUUACUGUUCUAUCUGAGACUAUUGGAGGAAACUGGAGAUGUCAACACACUAGAACGAGCCUUUAAUUCUCUUCGAUCAGAUAAGAGGUUCUCUCUAUGCAUUGAAGACCUUGUACCAAUUGCAAUAGGAAGAUACAUAAAUGCACUGGUUUCCUCGAUGAGCCGGGUUGAGUCUGCAGGAGCAAAAAUCAACCCUGAUAGUCAGCUAGAGAAAAUAUUUUCCCUCUUUAUAGAACAAGGAAGCAUAUGGCCGGACAUAUGCAAUUUCCCUGAAAUAAGAGGUCCAGAAACCUCAGAAAGCAGCUUAUACAGAUAUCUACAUCAAUACAUCGUAUCUCUUGAGCUAGACAACAAGGUUGAGACCCUGGAAACCAUUAAUGAAAAGAUUCGAAAGCGUUUCAAGAAUCCAAAGUUGUCUAAUACUUUUUCGGCAAAAGUUGGCAGACAUGCUUCUCUUGCUUGGUGCCGAGCUCUGAUAAUAAGCUUGGCAUCGAUAACACCCUUGCAGCAAGCAUCCUCAGAGGAAAGUCCAGCAGUAACUCCAUCAUUUGGUUUACUGGAAAAAAGACGUGUGCUUUGUGUUGAUCUACAGUCAGAAUUCUGGAGUUCUUCGUUCGAGGAUCCCUUAGAAUCCCAAAUGCUUGAGGCAAAAUGGCGCCCUGUUCUGUCCAAGAUCAAGAAUGUACUGAUUUUCAAUAAAGUUUUGGAGGAGAAUCUGGAGAUCGCUAAUGCCCUACUUAAAAGUUGUUACAAUUUCUUCCGAGAAACUGCCUCGGUGACACUCCCUUCUGAUAUCAACCUCUAUUUCGCACUGCCUCAACUAGCGCCAGCAGGAGAACUUCCAGGCAGUGAAGGAGUUGAAGUCAUUGAUGUAAGCAUCCCAAGGAAGCUUCUUUUGUGGGCUUACACGUUGGUUCAUGGACAUUGUGGAAGCAUCUCUCAGGUCGUGAAAUAUAUGGAAGAAAAUACCAAGCCAAAAAUUAAGAGAGGAGCCUCAACUUCAUCAGUGGUUCCUUCGGUUCAAUCAGGUGGAAACAGUGAACCCGAACCUGCUCCCAAGGUUGUGCAGGUGAUAGUACCCGAUUCACUGGGUGGGGAUAGUUGUGGCUCCACACCUGCACCAUUGUAACAAUGUUUAUCUACAGAGAAGAGAAGUGGCUGAAUUUUCUCAUUUCUUCUUUUCAUUUUGUUGUAACUUGUUUUCAGCUAGGAAAAAAAAUAGAGUAAAAUUAUCAUA
Molecule: messenger RNA, 5792 nt
Organism: Arabidopsis arenosa
Lineage: Eukaryota; Viridiplantae; Streptophyta; Magnoliopsida; Brassicales; Brassicaceae
Source: the annotation of a GenBank genome assembly